CUGCCCCCGUAUCAGUCCGUGCAGCGCCGGGGCCAUAUUUGUUGAUGUGUCACCUCAAGAAAACAGAGCAGUGGACGAUCAGUGGCUUAAGAUCAGCUCUAGUAUCAUGAUUAUCAGCCUCAGCAAAUGGAUUUAACAGGUCUGGAGCUUUAGAGGAGUAUGGAGCAGCCUGAUUGCCAGGAAGAACAGCACUCAGCCUCUGACCCUCCUGAGACCUCCAAGGUUAACUCAAUAUCUACAGGGUCAUCAAAAGACAGCAGUGAUGGUGGUGGAAAUGAGUUGAUCGGUGUGGAAGGGAAUAGUUCUGCUAAUGAUGCUGAAACUGAUCAGGACUCUCUGGAUUGCACACAGUCUAAUGGUGCAGAUGGAGUAGAGCUGAGGCUACACCUGGACCACACGCAAGGCCAGGAAGGAGCAAAUGGAGAGGAUGGGCAAGGUGAUGGCAACACCAGCUGUGACAGUGGAACAGCUUCUUUAGACGAUGCCAGAACUCCCCCAGCUCAUCACAAUGGGCUAGUAGAGACAUUGCCUGUAGUUCUGGAUGGGACAGAAGAGGAUUUGUCAAGUACCUCUGCAAGGCCAGAGGAAUCUUCUUUGUCAGUUCCAGAGGAGAUAUCUGUGAAUAGUGUAUUAGAACCUUCACCUUCUGAAUUGGACAACACUUCCUCAGUUGAAUUAAACACCUCAGAGGAUGCUGCCAAAACCCAAGCUCAAACCUCAGUCAUCAAUCAGACUGGUAAAGAUACAAGCUCAGAUUCAGCAGGUUCAACACAGACUGAGGAAACGCCACAACACUUUGAUUCAAUGACAAACUCUAACCUGUACGAUACAGACUGCAGCAGAAAGCUGAUGUCUGAGAUCCAACGCUCCAUCUCUCAGGAGUCUUUACUGGAUGAGCUGGAGUCAGAGCUGCUGAACUGUCAGCUAUCAGAGCAGAGUAACUACAGAACAAGCCCUCCAAAUGGCAUGCUCAAAGACCCGGGCUCCAUGGUUGUUUUUGAGAAAUGUGUGCAGUACAAGUACUCUCAACAGGAGAAGGCCAUCAAAAGGUUGCUGGAUGAGAAUAAGAAGCACCAGGAGCUGAUAUUGGGCAUCUGUUCCGAAAAAGACAACAUGAGAGAGGAACUCAAGAAGAGGAUGGAGACUGAAAAACAGCACAUUUGCACCAUUAAGAAGUUUGAGAGCAGGGUGGAGGAACUACUGAAAGAACUGAAAGAAUCCAAGGACAAACUGGUUCACCAGGAUCAAGCUGCUAAAGGUGCUGUCCAGCAGAUGCAACGGGAGAUGGCCUACCGCCUGGAGCAGGCUAGUAAGAAGUGUGAAGAGGCCCGGCAGGAGAAGGAGUCGAUGGUUAUGAAGUAUGUGAGGGGGGAAAAGGAAGCGCUGGACUUGCGCAGGGACAAGGAGCAGUUGGAGAGAAAACUGAGGGAGGCCACAGCGGAGGUGGACAAACAGGCCAGGAGGGGGAACCAACUAGCCCAGGAGAAAGGAAGGCUUCAGCAACUACAUGAAGCGAAGGAGAAUGAAAUGGCCAGGUUGUCUCGGGAGCUGGAGAAAGUCAAGGAGGAGAUCAACUCCCAUGUGAUUAAAGUGAAGUGGGCACAGAACAAACUGAAGAGUGAGACGGAUGCUCACAAGGAAACAAAGGACAAAUUGAAAGAGACAACAGCGAAGUUGACCCAGGCUAAGGAGGAAACAGAACAAAUACGCAAGAAUUGCCAGGACAUGAUUCGUACAUAUCAGGAGUCAGAGGAAAUUAAGUCUAAUGAGUUGGAUGCGAAGCUGCGGGAGACGAAGGGAGAGCUGGAGAAGCACAAGCAGGAACAGACAGACCAGCUGGAGAUGCACCAAGCCAAGAUUAAGGAACUGGACGAUCUGAAAAGGACCUUCAAAGAAGGCAUGGAUGAGCUUACCACUCUCAGAACUAAGGUGAAGUGUCUGGAGGAUGAGAGGCCUCGGUGGGAGGAUGAGCUGUGUAAAUAUAGAGAGAUCAUCAACAGACAGAAGUCUGAGAUCCAGAAUCAGCGUGAGAAGCUGGGUGCCAUCCAAAGGUUAGAAGAGCAGCAUGAGAGAGAUGAACAGGAGAUCGCAGCCCUAAAGGAUGAGGUGGAAAGUCUAAAUUCUCAGACCGCUGAUCUGCAGAAGGAUGUUCAGGGCGGUCGAGUGCGGGAGGCUGAGCUCCUUGGCUUCACUGAGAGGCUGACGAGCAAGAACGCACAGCUGCAAUCUGAGAGCAACGGCCUGCAGGCCCAGCUGGACCGCUUGGCCGCCAGCUCUAGAGAUCUGCAGAGCCGACUGGAAGAGACAGAGCGAUCCCUUGCAGACAUGACUGCCAGGCUGAAGAAAGAAGAGCAGCAGAGGCAGAGUGAAGUCCAGACACUACAGGCAGAGAGGACUGCACUGCAAUCGGAGACUGCUCAGCUGAAGACACGUGUAGAAGAGCUCAGAGACGAGCUGGUCACACAGAAGAGAAAGCAGGCAGCCAACAUCAAGGAUCUCACGAAGCAGCUCACGCAAGCUCGCAAGAAGCUGGAGCAGGUGGAGAAUGGUGGCUGUGAUCGGGAGGGCAGUAGCAUGGGCAGUCGCUCCAGCUCCUCAGGCUCUUUGAAUGCACGAGGCAGCAGUACGGAUGAUCGUUCUCCUGAGAACCAGUCAGGGCCAUCGGUGGUGGUGGUCGACAGCUUUCCAGAGGUGGACAAGGCCGUGUUGGUGGAACGCAUUGUGCGGCUGCAGAAAGCCCAUGCCCGCAAGAAUGAAAAAAUCGAAUUCUUGGAGGACCACAUUAAACAGCUAGUGGAGGAGAUCCGGAAAAAGACAAAAAUUAUCCAGAGCUAUGUACUGAGGGAGGAGUCGGGCGCCCUCUCGUCUGAGGCUUCAGACUUUAACAAAGCUCACCUCAGUAAGAGGGGGGGCAUCAUGGCCUCUCUGUACACCUCACACCCGGCUGACAGCGGCCUCACACUUGACCUCUCGCUGGAGAUCAACCGCAAGCUCCAGGCUGUGCUAGAGGACACGCUGCUCAAGAACAUCACACUGAAGGAGAAUCUCCAAACCCUGGGCUCAGAAAUCGAGAGACUGAUAAAACAGCAGCGGCCACAUGAACACACUGUCAGCAGGAAGUGACGGCGCUGCUCUCAGUGAAGAAGUGGGUACAUGCUAGAGGAGGUGGUCACUGAUGGCGGACCAAGUUUACCAGGAGUUCAGGUGCUCUGAAGGACCAACCUCUGUGGAUUUAACUCACAAGGACUUGAAUAUACACACAAACAUGCACAUACAGUACGUGAUCAUCAUACAUGCUUCCACAUGACCAUUUGACCAGUUGAAUAAAGGGAGAGGCCAAGCAGCCAGAAAGUAACCGUCCUCUUAAAAGGGGUUUCCUUCAUCUAAUUUCUGUUCUUGCUGCUUGCUAACUGGCUAACUCCUCCUUUAAUGUGCUUUGUACUCACACAAACAUGCUUCACACACAUGUCCAGUGUGAGCUUCUCUGUGGAAUGUAGCUACUGCACCUGCCCAACAUGACCUGAGCCACUCUCUUAAGCUCCCAGCAUAAUUGCACAACCCAGUGGCUUGCAAGUUAUAAAGGCCAUAAGAUGAAUGAAUGGAUGAGUUAAUUAAUGAGUGAGUGAACGAGUGUCCUGAUGAAGGUACUUCCAUUUUCCCCUGAAGAAUUGAAAGUGCUUGACCCUACUAAUGGAGUCCUGUUGGGAAAUAGGGAUUCAGCGGGUAAUGGUGCAUUUCAGACACAGAAAACUGCUCCAGACCCGCUCCUCUUUAUUAUCUCGCCACAUAGAGGCGAAAGCUUCUUUCAUUCGCCCAUGAUGUAUACGUGCCAAUUACUGAAUGUGUUGCAUAACGAGCAGACCCUAAUGCACACUCCCACAUGUUCUAGCCUGAGAGAGAGAGUGCAAGAGCGAAAGAGUGAGGGGACAUUGUUUCCUCAUAAGGUUCUCUUCCAACCGGAUGCCAUUUUCUCUCUGUGGCCCUUGUGAAGCACUUAAGCGAGAAAGGCCAUGCCAAAAAAUACAGCGCCUGCCUGCACUUUGCCCAAAUUAAGUGUCUUGUUGAGGAAUAAUACAGAUUAAUCAUAAUGAUAACUACAUCUGAAAGAGUUGGGUAGUCUAAGGCUGGUCUUUAGUAAGUGAGCUUAUGGUCUGGUUUUUAUUUAUUUAUUUUCCUGCUGGUCUAAAUGAAUUAAGUUCUUAUUAAAUCAAUACGUCAUGAAUGUUUUUUUUUUUCCUUGUUCUUUAGUUUUUUCUUUUGUCCUGCUUGCUGUGGGGAUUUCAACCUCUGCCUCUUGUCCUCUGUCGAAACUGCCAGUAUUUAUGUUUUAAUUUUUGGCGUACACACUUUUUCCCCUCUCUAAUGCUGUUUGUGUUUCCUUGAACGAAGUUAUUGUAAGGCUGAAUUAAAAAGGCAGUUACUCAUUUAGCUGCGGUUUAAAGGGAUAAGUGGGGAAAGCCCGGUUAACUGAAGGAGACAUUGUAAAUAUUGAGGGCAUAAGUGCAAUUCUGUUUUUUACCCCUCUGUAAUUGUAAGAGAGGUUGACCCAUUCAUAAAACAUGCCUGAGCUCCCAUCACCGCCCGCAGCUAAUGUCCCAUUUAAAGACCCAAAAACAGUUGAUUUGUAGCCUUGUGUGGCUGUGUUCUGUCAACUGGAGAAUUCUACUCUGCAUUUGGAAGAGUCCAGAAUUAAAACCCUAAUUGGCUGGAUGGAUUUCUUUUUUCAUCUUUCCUUUUUUUUUUACACCUAUGGAAGGUGAAAGUAUGAAGGAUUAUGUAUCGGACCACCUCAUGACUUUAUCUGUCAGCCUUUGUCCAGCCAUCAAGCCCAGCUAAGAAUGAACUGUAAAAACGAAAAGAAAAUUCAAUACCUGCCUACCGCACUGCAACUGGAGCCAAUUCAAGCCUACUUCCUUUUCAAAAUGCACUGUCUGCGUAUUUUCCCUCCACACUCCGUCAUCCUAAAACACGCCACAGACAUUCCCUGCAAACAAAGAAGACAAGAAGACUAAAUAAGAUAUUUAUGCAAUGUUAGGAUAACCUAUAUUUACAUGGAGGCCUGAACUCCAGGACGAACACUGUCAAAUCUGUCAAUGAUUCUUCAAGGGACUUUUUCCUAAUUUAUUCAAUGUCCAGCUGAAAUUAUCUGUUGAAGUAUGAAGUGACAAAUUAUCUCUGGAAUUUUGAAUGUGUGUGAGUGUAUAAGUGCGAGUGUGGUGAAUCAUAAUUGAUGAAGAGAAACAAAAGAAGAAAAAAGAGAGAAAAAAGAAUUGUGUUGAUUCUGUUGCUGGUCUGUCCUCUAUGCUUUGUUUGAUUGAGUAGUCUGUCAAACUGUGAUGAUUAUACAUUUGUAGAUAUGAGGUCCUGUACAAUGGUCUAAUGUUUUUAAAGCUAUGUUUCUUGAUUCCUUUCUGUAUAUAUGGUGCUUACAGGGAAUUAAAGAAAAUGUGGCGGUGUCCACCGAAACCA
Messenger RNA from Astyanax mexicanus (Mexican tetra), 5469 nucleotides. It is a transcript of the gene ccdc186, whose product is annotated as coiled-coil domain-containing protein 186. Gene Ontology annotation, biological process: vesicle cytoskeletal trafficking. Gene Ontology annotation, molecular function: small GTPase binding. The transcript is spliced from 16 exons. Bases 160 to 3123 code for a protein of 987 amino acids. Lineage: Eukaryota; Metazoa; Chordata; Actinopteri; Characiformes; Acestrorhamphidae. Gene Ontology annotation, cellular component: trans-Golgi network. The record is from RefSeq and is a predicted model, not a curated record.